Molecule: messenger RNA, 2708 nt
Organism: Mustela erminea (ermine)
Lineage: Eukaryota; Metazoa; Chordata; Mammalia; Carnivora; Mustelidae
Gene: LMNTD1
Product: lamin tail domain containing 1
Exons: 11
Coding region: 1321-2637 (438 amino acids)
Cellular component (GO): cytoplasm; nuclear envelope
Source: RefSeq, a predicted model, not a curated record
AGGCUAAGCCACCCAAGCUCCCCCAAAUUGUUUUAUCAUAAAAUACAUAUCCACAAACUUUCUCUUUUCUUGAUCAAGAAGGUUUUUAUCUGCUUCCACACUUCCAAACUGGCUAAAUGAAAUUGUCUAGUUGCCAAAACAAGUUACCCUUAAAUUGAGAAUUUUAUUAGAACAGUCACCAUAGAUGGCUGCCACACCAGUUUGAAGGGCCACAAAUGCAUCAUUUGUAAUGCUGGGAGGAACUUUGUGGAAGAAUAUAAAUUUUACUCCCACAUGAUUUCGAUUUUAUGGGAUACUGUAACUUCUGGAAUGCCUAAUAAAGUGGGAAAAGAGGGUUUUUUUAGUGGAUGGUUUUAGAAGAAAUGAUUCAAUGUGUUCUGCCAAUAUGAACUCUUAAAAGUGCAGGUGCCUCAUAAAUGCCCAGGCUUAGCCUAUAUCAAAAACGCAUUUACUACUUUGAUACUAUGAAUAACACAGACAUUUACUAUCUGGUAUGACUCGAUAGUAGAAUUUACAUCAGGCAUGCUUAGCUCACAGGAUCUAAAAAAAAGCCAACUUUUUGGUACCCUUGAAAAAAUAAAGCAAUGAGAUAUACUCUUGACUGGGGAUUAGUGACUCUUCAUAGGAAUCAGAGGUUUAUCCUUUUCUCUGCUCACCACUCUGCUUAAAUGAAAUGGCAAAAGUCAACAUUCACAUGUGUGUAUUUGAGUAUAUGUGCUGCUGAUGUGAGCACAUGUAUAUAUUUGAAUACACUCACACAUCUAAUUUUUUGCAGAGAUCAUAAUGCUUUAAAAAUACUGUCUUCUAGAUUCCUUUCAGAACCCCCCCCCCCCCCAUACAUCUGUCGAGGGCGGAUGCUCCAGGGGUCCGGAGAUCCGUCAACUGCAGAGCUUUGCAAAAUGGCGCCUGGCGAUUUGCCAGAAGGUGUGUCUAGAGUGACUGAUCGUAAAAAGGAAGAACUACCUAUUGGCUGUUGAACUAUUGCUGUGCUGUGGGUACUUGGUAACAAGCUUAAGAUUGGUGGAUGCAUAUCGCUGUCUAUGCUGAUUGGCUUAGCUCCCCUAUAUAAGCGAUGGCCAUAUGAAAUAAAGCGCCGCUUUUUUGAAACCCAACGGGAGAGAGGGUCGUUAUUAUCGCUGCUGGAUGGCGAUAUACAUCAGUGUUAAAUAGCACAUAUAAUGAACACUUGCACUCUUCUCUGAAGAGACCAACAAUAGCACAUUCAUCAGAAGCCAAGUUGGAGCCCAGGAAUAGACAACGGAAGCCAGGGCCCAGGGGCCCCCAUUAGAGGAAAGAAAAGAGAAUUUUCUCCUAGCCAAGAUGAAAGGCAUGCAAGCCAGUCAGAAAACUUCGGUGGCCCUGCAGAAUGAACUUCAUGAGCAGGAAGAUAAAAUGAAGAAUCAAACACAAAGAAAAGAUACCCAAGACAGUCUCCUAAUGACACAGCGAUCUUUAGCACAUUUUUUUUCGACAGCAAAUUCAGAUCCAGCACUGUCAUUUCCAUGGUCAUUAUCCUAUGAAAUGCCUCUUGAUUACACUCUGUCUAACCCUCACUUUAGUGGACUAACUGUAUCAACAAUUGGGCAGAAGACUCCUAAAACUACAGGAGUGGGACUUUCCAGAUCAGAAAACAGCUUGGGAAUCAACAGCUCCAUAAUGACAAAGAGACAGGCUCUGCCAUACCUUGCUCCUGAGAUACCAGUAACUGGGGAAGGAGAAGAUUACUUCCUAUCUUUGUUUGGUGAUUCAAAGAAACUUCUUUCACACUCAUCCCCUGCAGAGAAAGCCUGGAAACACUUUUCUAUGAUUCUUGAAGAAGUAGGCCAAUCUAGAUCCAGUGCUCUUGGAGACAUUAAAAUAGCUGAAGUAAAUGUCAAGGGUUUAUUUGUGAAACUCAUUAACUCUUCCCUUGACAAAGAACUGGAGAUUGGAGGUCAUAUUCUCCAGCAAAAUGUGAAUGGACAAACAGUCUCUUUUUACCGCUUCCUUCCAAAUAUCACAAUGCAGGCCAAUUGCACAGUAACAGUGUGGGCAGCUGUAUCUGAAGCAAAGCAUCAGCCACCAUCAGAUUUUCUUUGGAGAGAAGAAAACAAGUUUAGAACAAGCCCAAACUGUACAACAAUUUUGUGCAAACCUAAUGGUGAAGCUGUUGCCUGGUACACUCCUAUUCACUGGAAGCAAGCGUGGGAGAAAUUAGAGACUGACAUUGAAUUUGACAGACGCUCAGUAGUAAGUCCAACAUCUCGAAGACACAUGUUUAGUUGGCCAGCAGCUAUGACUACAACUAAAGAAAAACAAGAUAAAUGUAAUAAAGAUAAUUCAAAAUGUCAGAUGGAGCAAGUUGAAGUUUUUCUUAAAAGAGAAAUUGAAAACCCACCAAGCCCCUUUCCCAAUAGCAGCCCUUGGUGCCACAGUCCCAGUGCCCCUGCACACCCCUACAGUCCUCUGAUUGAAACUUGCAGUACAUGCGUGGCUGGAAGCAGCUUAGACAGACAGCCAAGGCCUCCGUCAUCCAGGCCUGAUCCAGCCCAGAUCACAUCUUCACAUCCAGCCUCUGGAUAUUAUUUCUUUGUAAUCAAAUACUGGGAUUGUAACUUGAUAAUUCUUCUGCACUUUCAGAGAAACAGAAAGGGUUAGGGACCAAGAAAAAUAUGACAUCUGAGUUACAAAAGCAAGUAGACAAUCAACUCAACUCAACUUUUUUAAAG